Molecule: messenger RNA, 636 nt
Organism: Triticum aestivum (bread wheat)
Lineage: Eukaryota; Viridiplantae; Streptophyta; Magnoliopsida; Poales; Poaceae
Product: germin-like protein 9-3
Exons: 1
Coding region: 1-636 (211 amino acids)
Molecular function (GO): manganese ion binding
Source: RefSeq, a predicted model, not a curated record
AUGGCGUCCAUGAACUUCUACUCCAUGGUGCUGGUGGCCAUUGCCCUGGUGUCAGCACCGCUGGCCGCUGUGGCCGGCGACCCGGACAUCCUCACUGAUUUCGUCGUGCCCACAUCGCUGAUCGGCAUUCCCAUCAACAUCACCGGCGACUACUUCACCUACACCAGCUUCCGCCCCGUGCCACUGCCGACGGCGACCUUCACGCUGUCCAAGGCCUCCAUGGCAGAAUUCCCGGCUCUCAACGGGCAGAGCGUCUCGUACGCCAAGCUCAGGUUCCCGCCGGGCACCGUGAACCCGACGCACACCCACCCCCGGGCUGCCGAGCUGCUCUUCCUCCUCGAGGGCACGCUCUCUGUUGGCUUCAUUGACACCGCCGGCAAGCUCUACACCAAGGACCUUGUCGCUGGCAACAUGUUCGUGUUCCCCAAGGGCCUGGUGCACUACCAGUCCAACCAGGGGUCUCGGCCCGCGAUGGCGCUCUCCGCGUUCGGCAGCGCUGCCGCGGGGACCGUGUCCGUGCCCGUCACCGUGUUCGGCACCGAAGUGGACGAUGUUGUGCUCGCCAAGUCAUUCAAGACUGACGUGCCCACAGUGCAGAAGCUCAAGGCGGCGCUCACUCCGCCACCGAAGAAAUAA